Emiliania huxleyi CCMP1516 is the source of this 1350-nucleotide messenger RNA. RefSeq lists its product as hypothetical. Gene Ontology annotation, biological process: base-excision repair. Gene Ontology annotation, cellular component: nucleus. The record is from RefSeq and is a predicted model, not a curated record. Gene Ontology annotation, molecular function: DNA-(apurinic or apyrimidinic site) endonuclease activity; phosphoric diester hydrolase activity; double-stranded DNA 3'-5' DNA exonuclease activity. The transcript is spliced from 2 exons. The coding region runs from base 1 to 1149 and encodes 382 amino acids. Lineage: Eukaryota; Haptophyta; Isochrysidales; Noelaerhabdaceae.
AUGGCCGCUGCUCAGCCCUGCUGCCAUCGGGGCUCGGAACCCAGCCAUCCGCUGCGAGUCGUCUCCUGGAACAUUGGGCUGCGCGGCCUCGCGACGCUCGCGUCGAGCACCGCGGCCUCGUUCGAUGCGCCGGACGUGCACGGCAUCUCGCGGCGUCAGAGCUUUGGCUCGCUCGCCACUCUGCUCGCGGCUCUCGACGCCGACAUUGUCUGCUUUCAGGAGGUGAAGCUGCGCGAGAUGGAGCGGCAUCUGGCGCUCGUGGACGGGUGGGACUCCUACUUUUCUCUCUGCCGCGCACGCGAGCCGCGCACGUCGGGCGGUCGCUACGCCGGCGUUGCCACGUUUUGCCGCACUGGCUGUCGGCCGCGGCUCGCCGCGGAGGGCGUGACGGGCGUGCUCGACUCGUCCAUCGGGCACCGCGCGAGCCUCGUCGCCGAGUCGAGCGAGGAGGAGCUGCGGCAGAUCGACUCGGAGGGCCGGUGCGUCAUCACCGUCCAUGCCGACCUCGCCCUGCUCAACGUGUACGCGCCUGCCAACACGGCGUCCGACCCGGAAGAGUCGGAGCGGAGGCGCGCCUUCAAGGCGAGCUUCCUGCGCGCACUCGAGCUGCGCUGCCGCGACCUCGCGGCGGCGGGGCUGCGCGUCCUCCUCAUCGGCGACAUGAACAUCUCGCCCUCGCGCCUCGACUCUGCUCGCGAGGCGGAGCUGCUGCAAGCGCCUCCGCCGCCGUCCGCCUCGCGGCUGUGGCUGCAGGCGCUGCUGGGGCCGCCGCGGCCCUUCUUCGCAGACGCGUUCCGAGCCCUCCACCCGGCCCGCGGCGGGGCGUACAGCUGCUUCCACGUCGCUUCCGGCGCCGACCGGCACAACUACGGCUCGCGCAUCGACCUCGCCCUCCUCGCGCCGCCUCCGCUCCUCCCCUCCUCGGGACAGGCUGGCUCGGGGCAGGCUGGCUCGGGGCAGGCUGGCUCGGGGCUGGCUGACGGCAGCUCUGCACACGCGUCGGUCGUCAAGAAGGCGGGGCCGACGCAGGGAAAGACGUUCUACAGCUGCGCGCGCGCCGAGGGGCACCGCGGCGACAAGGAGAGCAACUGCCGCUUCUUCCAGUGGGCCGCCGCUGCCGAGCGCAAGCGCAAGGGGCCGCCGGCAUGACCGCGAAUCGGCACCAACGCGCGCACACCCACUCUCCGCGCGCGAAUUCUGCGUGGCGGAGAACAGCGGAGUACAGUAUACGGCCGUGGCCCGUGCGACUACUUGCGUUUUGUGUCUCACCGCACCGGCCUAGACCGUAUAUACUUGUGUGUCAUGUCUCAUGUCUGGUUACUGGUCGUUUUGGUAGAGCGCGCGGCAAGG